Molecule: messenger RNA, 2557 nt
Organism: Chlamydomonas reinhardtii
Lineage: Eukaryota; Viridiplantae; Chlorophyta; Chlorophyceae; Chlamydomonadales; Chlamydomonadaceae
Exons: 10
Coding region: 104-1540 (478 amino acids)
Biological process (GO): Mo-molybdopterin cofactor biosynthetic process; molybdenum incorporation into molybdenum-molybdopterin complex
Cellular component (GO): cytoplasm; cytosol
Molecular function (GO): molybdopterin molybdotransferase activity
Source: RefSeq, a predicted model, not a curated record
AACCAGAUACAUAAGCUGCCUGUAGCUCAAGUCGCACUGGGCAGGGCGUCUCCGCUGCUCGCUAGUCCCGGAGCAAGUGCAAUUAUUUGGCAUCACCUGCAAAAUGGCUGCAGCCGCCUAUAAAAUGAUCAGCAUACCGGAGGCGCAGGACAUCGUCCUGUCCCACACGCGGCCACUCGGCGCGGUGACCGUGGGGCUCGCCGGCGCGUUGGGCCGUGUGCUGGCAGAGGAGGUGCGCGCACCCGACUCCCUGCCGCCCUUCCCGGCGUCCAUCAAGGACGGCUAUGCGGUGGUGGCGGCGGACGGCGUCGGCGAGUUCCCGGUGGUGGGCGAGUCUCGGGCGGGCCACCUGGACCAGCUGCCGGUUGCCCCCGGCAGCGUAGCCUACAUCACCACAGGUGCGCCUGUGCCGCCCGGUGCGGACGCGGUGGUGCAGGUGGAGGACACGGAGAAGCUGCCGGACGGCGAGGGCAGCCAGCGCCGGGUGCGCAUCUGCAAGGCAGCCAAGGCAGGGCAGGACAUCCGGCCGGUGGGCUCCGACAUCACGGAGGGUGACACCGUGCUCCAGGCGGGCGAGCGGGUGGGCGUGGCGGAGAUGGGCAUCCUGGCCACAGUGGGCGCCGUCAGCCUCAAGGUGCACGCCACGCCGCGGGUGGCAGUGCUGUCCACAGGCGACGAGGUUGUGGAUCCCUCCACGGCGCCGCUGGGCCCCGGCCAGAUCCGUGACGCCAACCGGGCCAUGCUGCUGGCGGCGGCGGCCAAGGCGGGAGCGGAGGUUGUCGACAUGGGUGUGGCCCGCGACACGGAGGGCCAUCUGGAGGGCUGCCUGGCUGCGGCCAUUGAGCAGCGCGUGGAUGUACUCAUCACCUCGGGCGGCGUGUCCAUGGGCGACCGCGACCUGAUCAAGCCGCUGCUGGCGCGCGAGGGCACCAUCCACUUUGGCCGCGUGCGCAUGAAGCCCGGCAAGCCGCUCACCUUCGCCACCCUCACGCUGCCGCAGCAGGGCGGCCGCCAGAUGCUGGUGUUCGGCCUGCCGGGCAACCCCGUGAGCAGCUUCGUGUGCUUCCACCUGGUGGUGCUGCCCGCGCUGCGCAAGAUGGGCGGCUGGGCGGAGCCCCAGCUGCGCCGUGUGGCGGCACGCCUGGCCGUGGACAUCAAGCUGGACCCCGAGCGGCCCGAGUACCACCGCUGCACGCUGCAGUGGGGGCCGCCGCCGCUCGGCAGCACGCCCGCGCUCAAGGCGGCGGUGGCGGAGGCAGCCGCCGCACAGGACCCGCUGCACGCGCCGCCGCCGCCGCCGCCGCACGAGGCUUCGGCCCACGGCGCCGCCGGCCUGGGGUCUAUGGAGCUGUGGGCGGUGAGCACCGGCAACCAGAUCAGCAGCCGGCUGCUGUCAGCGAGAUCCGCCAACGCGCUGCUGGAGAUCCCCUGUGCCUCCGGCGUCAUAAAGGCCGGCAGUCUGGUGUCGGCGCUGCUGAUUGACGAUCUGGGCGGCAUGCCGGUGCCGCCGGGCGGUGUGCCCGUCACGCCCGGCUUUUGAGGCUAUGCGUGAGAAAGGGGUCGGGCUUAGAGGGUGGAGGCGUUCGCGAGGGGGAGGGGGAGAGGGAGAGGCGGGAGUGGAGAUGGAGCGGGGCCCUAUACGGAGCAAGGCUGCGCUGUGGCGGGGGAAGGGGGUUACGACCGCCUGCUCCAGUUUUAGGUUGAGGGGGGCGGCGUGUCGGGUAGGAACAUGGGUUUGAGUGGAGGCACGGGGCUCUGCCGCUGGGGCUGCAACGGGAGCAAGCCUGCUACGGAGCAGCAAAUGGCCGCUCAUCCAGAAUCACCGUCGAGAGGGGGGGCCUCUGGUGGUGGUCGCUGCUGCGUGCCGUUCGUACGUGUCCGUACUCCGUACCGGUGUGGUGCGAACCCCGUCCUGAAAUUCUUCGUACUGAGUCCCAGCCGCUUAUAGAUAGACGAUGUGCUUAUAGAUAGACGAUGUGCUUUUGUGGGUUUACCCGUCAAUGCACAUCCUAUGCUUGCGCGGGGACUGGUGUAAUAUGAAGUUUAACCCUAAACUACGCGCUGCUUAGUGCGGGGAGGGGGAGGACAGCAGGCAGCAAAUACAGCAGCGUGCAGCAGGAUGUGAGCGUGUUCACGAGGGCAACGCCAAGCAGCCCAGUGGCUCAGGGGGCGCUGUGUGCAUGCAGGUGCAGAGCGGAGGAGGUGGGCUAGACCACAUGGAGCAAGGGGGGCGCGGCCGCGCGGGGUCGCCUAGGGAGAUGGCACCGGCGCGCAGGUUGAGUCAUUGAGACCGGCAGGCGUCUUGUUAGGGAUCUUGACUGCUGGCAAGCAGAGCAGUGCUCGUAUGUUCCUUCUUUUUGACAGAAAUUUGCCCAAAAAGUGGCAGGGACCUACUAGAGGUCCCGUCUUCAAGUGUUUGGCAAGGGCGAGCCUCCCGCUUGCGGGUGCAGCCACCAUUCACGCGGUAGCGCAUGCGCCCGCAUCGCCACUUCCUCGGCAACUUCUUCUACUGGUUCACUACAUGGCUGCGCGCUAUGUUUAACGUCCACAUAUCCGU